AUGUCUGGCUACGGAGAGAAAAUACUUUUCCCAGAUAAGUCUCUCUAUCUUGUUCAUAAAAUUCAUCAGGGAACGAGUCUUGGUAGGAUUUCUCAGUGGCAGACUCGGCCCAGGAAAUUACAGGCCGUCCCUAAGCCCAGCGGCAUCGCGAGUACCCCAUCCGGAUCAAUUGGGAAGAGAGACGAUGCAAAGAAAGGACAAUUCCGAUUUAUCGACUGCAACAGGCAAGAUAUUCAGCCUCGAGAGAAGAAGAAACGACAAGAAAAAAGAAAUACGGCCACUUUUCGCAUCCAAAAGAAGCCUCUGAUUCGCCGACCCUCGAGUCAGCCACCGAAGCAAUCAACAAAUGCCAGUCGAGUGCAUCGUGAUCACCUCCAGAUCACAAAAGAUCAUGCACCAAGUUUGCAUGUAACUUUUAACCAUGAAGUUCUGGGUCUUGCAAUGCCAGCUUUGUCGGAUAGAAUGCCUCCUUCAUUGUCCCAUCAUGUCAUUCUAUAUAUCAAUUACUACUUUCAUGUUAUCGCCACUGACACAUAUCCGCUGUCAUCACUCUUAUUGUUCAAUCCUGCUAAGCAACAUUGGUUUCCCCGUAUGUUAGGGGACGAUGUGUGGCGCUGCAUCAUUCUGUCAUACGCUGCAAGGACUCUUGCAAAGGUCACCCAGAAUAGCGUCAAUCUGCAAGACGCUCGCAGCUUAUUAAAUGAAGCCUUACAGAGACUGAAUCACAGAAUAUCCGCAGGAUAUAUGCAAACUGAUGAGACAUUAGGCGCUAUUGCCUGUCUAGCUAAUUGGAGUAAUUCAUUAGGCGACCACGAGAAAUCGUGGGCCCACGCUCGAGGACUAGCAGAGCUAGUCAGCAUUCGAGGAGGACUAUCCAGCAUUAAUGAGACACUCAGGUCCAAGAUGUACCGCGGCAUUCUUGAAAUCGCGGUAGACUCUGAUAAGAUUCCAAACACCCAGCUUCUAUCUGAUCUCGUAGAUACUACUGGAUGUUCCUCUGGUCAAGUCAAUGCGAUUGUCCCGGCGAAGCUUCCCUGCUCAUGCGAAAUAAGCAUGGAUUUAGCCAGUAUAUUCUGCGACAUCUCAUCACUGAGCGGCGCCCUUCAAGAUGCCAUGAUGAGGCAAACAAAACUCAAUCCCCAAUACAUGGAUUCGGCCGUUUUUGGCCUUCUCCAGCGGCUGCUUCUGUGUACCUCUCAGCAUAUGAGCGCAUGUCACAACGCAUUUCGAAUAUGUCUUAUUCUAUACAUCAAGUCUCUAACAUGCACGAUUAAACGAUUCGUUGUGACUUCAACGACUUUGGUUAGAAAACUUCAGUCUUAUAUGGAAGGUUGCUUAUUGACACCAACGCGCUUGACGAGAUGGAUGCUAUUCAUGGGCUGCCUGGCUGCUGCAGACGGAACACUCGAAAAGAAAUGGUUCGUCUCAUCUCUUGUUGAAUGUUUGUCACAAGACAUGAGAGGAGAGGAUGGUCAAUGUGCCUUCCAAAAUGAACUGAAUAGUAUAAUGUGGAUUGAGUUUGUACAUGGGAAGCAUACAGAUGCGAUUUGGUCCUUGAUAACUAGAUAG
This is a messenger RNA of Trichoderma harzianum CBS 226.95, 1569 nucleotides long. RefSeq lists its product as hypothetical. NCBI's taxonomy places the organism in Eukaryota, Fungi, Ascomycota, Sordariomycetes, Hypocreales, Hypocreaceae. The transcript has 4 exons. Bases 1 to 1569 code for a protein of 522 amino acids. The record is from RefSeq and is a predicted model, not a curated record.